Molecule: messenger RNA, 1392 nt
Organism: Paramecium pentaurelia
Lineage: Eukaryota; Ciliophora; Oligohymenophorea; Peniculida; Parameciidae
Source: the annotation of a GenBank genome assembly
AAUGAGUGGUUAAGCAUGUGAUCCUGAUAAAGGAUGUUGGCUUUUGAGUGAUUGUGAAUGGAAUGAAGUCAGCUUUACAUGUGUCCAUGAUCCUAUUUUGGAAUUAACUCCAUAUACAGGGUUUGUAUUUUCUUUGAUACCAAUAUUUCUUGGAAUCGGAAUAUUAGGAGGGUUAGGUAGUGGAAUGAUCAAAAGGCCUAUUUUAAAUCUCUUAUUAAACUAUCCAGCUAAUAUUGCUACUCAAGUUGGAGAUAGCUUUCUAUUCACAACUACAGCGUUGAAUUUAUUGUUUUUGUUUUUUGAAAAGUAUCUUUAUAUUUCAUUAGAAAGACAUCCAGAUAUCCCAGAAUUACCCCUUGUUAACUUUGACAUCAACGUAAUAUUCAAUUAGGCUAUACCUAUAGCUUGGAGUUUAGGAGCCCUCCUUUAAUAACUUUUACCUUAAUUUGCUAUAUAUCUCAUUUAAUUAUGCUUUUUGAUAGGAGCAAUUCCAUUCCUGUGGAAAUUCAGUAAUAAAUGACAUUUAUUAAAGCGUUUACCUAAAGACAAUUAGAACAAGAUAAGAGAAAUAGCAAAGUGUUUGUAUCAGAGAAAAUCAAGACAAGAGAAGAAAUGGCAAAAGAAACAAAUUUAGAUGAAAAGUUACUAAAUAAAUAUGAGCAAUUUUAUGUGAAUGACCAUAAUAAAAUUUAAAUUAAGAAUAUUUGCUUUGUUAUUGGAUCCUUCAUAAUUAAUUAAGCCAUAAUCCUGAUGAGAUCAAAUAAAUAUAAUAAUUCAAUAAUAGGACUAGAUCCAUGUUCAGUGGAAAAUAAUUUGAUAAUAUUGGUCUUACUUGGAGCUAAUUUUAUUUACACAUCCUUAGUAUAUUGGAAUAAAAGAAAUGAAGAAUUUUAUAAAGACUUAGUAUAAUAUAGGCCAAACUAUAGAUUCUUUACACCUAGAAAAAUAUUUUGGUAAUAUUACUUUGCAGGUUGGUUGGCUGGUUUUAGUACAGGGAUAAUUGGAAUGGGAGGGGGAAUUAUUAUGGUAUCCUUUUUAUUGCAUAACAAAAUAAUUGCAAGAGAAGCAGCUGGGACUGCUGCUUUUGGAUCAUUUAUGAUCUCACUUAACAGUAUAUUAUAAUUAUUUUUGUAAAAAACAAUAACAACUGGAUAAUUAUUCACUUAUAUUGGUUUAGCGGUAAAAAAAUUCAUAUAAUUUAAGAUACUAGGGUUGCUAAUAUUCACUAAACCGGCUUAUAUGUUAAUGAAUAAAUACAAAGUAGGAUUUGUAGUGUUAAUUGUUGAUAUAAUUCAAGUUGCAAACAAUAUCAUUUCAAUUGUGGCUUUAAUUAUUAUCAACUCUAUACUUUUUGGAUUUGAUAAAUUAUUAGUCUAUCAUUCCCGCUGUUGA